Molecule: messenger RNA, 1632 nt
Organism: Naegleria fowleri
Lineage: Eukaryota; Heterolobosea; Eutetramitea; Acrasida; Naegleriidae
Exons: 1
Coding region: 1-1632 (543 amino acids)
Source: RefSeq, a predicted model, not a curated record
AUGUUCAUCAAAAGUUCAUCAAGCAAUCGUCCCUUGUUGUCACUUCUUCCAAUGGAGAUCAUAUUGGCGAUCAUUUCUUAUCUUCCUUCCAGAUUUUUGUUUGAUUUAAGAUGUAUUCCAAUCUGGAAGAAAGUAUUUUCGAGAUAUCAUUCUUAUCAUCACCACGACGACGAGAACAAUGAACAAAUGUUUUCCGAUUUACUAUUUGAGAGAUUAAUUCGAAAAAUAUAUGUGAUCAAUUCUGUUGAAUAUUCUACUUUACAAAUAUUUCUGAAAAUAGUCAGUUUGGAAAACAAGUUUAGUUUUAUUGAGCCAAAACAUUUUGUUACUUUUCCAGAGCAAUUUCGAAAUUUGUAUACCGAUAGAAGCAAACUUAAAAUACUCAAAUCCUGGCUUGAUGAACAAUGCUCUAGAAAAGGGGAAGAACAAGCAUGUACUUCAACAACGGAGGAAUUUGAGACACAAAAUGACAAUGAAUCUUGUUUGGAAUUGACUAUUCCUGAUCUUGCACUCAUUUUUGAAUAUGUGUCGAGAUUUAAUUUCUAUUUUCUAUUGCAUUCAUGCCAGAACAAUUUAAAAUUGCUUAGAAACACUGUGGAAGAAUUUAAAGAACCAGUGGAUAUUAGUUGGACAUUUUGUGUAGAUGAUAAAUAUUCGACCCAUACUCAUUGCUUACUUCAUAAAUUUAGGACCAAUAAGAAUUCAACCGUUCAGGAGCAUCUGAAAAUGAAAAGGGGAAUUUGUAUGAGAAUUAGAGGUCAGAUAUAUAAUAGAGAUAUGGUCACAAUGGACAAGCCUCUCAAGAAUGAAACUACCAUCAUGAAUCUUCUCACCAAGAAAAGAAUUAAGAAAAUAAUGAUCUGUGAUGUUUAUGAGAACAUGUGCGUUCCAUUACCAAAGAACAAUCGUUUGGAAAUGCAUUCAGCCUUGUUUUUUGAUUUUAUGCAAUUCAUUGCGUAUGGUCCCUCUAGCAGUUUUCAUCCGCCAAAAGUUGAAGAAUUCAUUAUUCAAAGAUAUUGGCUUCCAUGUUUUAACAACAAUGGAACAAGCUCAAUCACAUGUAGAUCUACAGAAAAUAGAGCAUUUAACGAAAUUGAAAACUUUUUGGGAACAUCCAUCCACUCUCCUCAAACACAAUUUUUUCACAAGUGGUUUUGGAACCUUUUGACUCUUAAUGGUUUUUUUUUUGAUCUUUCUCCAAAGGCCUCCAUUCAAGAAUGCGUUGUGACUUGCUUUCCGUCCACCAAGAAGGUUCUAUUUCAACUCAAACCUAAAUCUGUCAUCAAGGAGUUUUUCAAGGUAGCCUUGCUUGUUAUGUUGUGUUUGGUGUUGUGGAAUUAUUCAUUUCUUUUUUGUUGGAAAAUGUCGAGCAAGUACUUUUUUGAGCCAUUUCAGAUGCCAUUGUGGGAACGUAUUGCAGUGAUUGCAGCAGACCUUUUCACAGUUGUUGUUCCUUACAUUUAUUUCAUUAGAAGUGCCAUUGCUUUGUAUCAUGGAUGUUGGCUCGUGCAUCAUAUUUCAUAUAUAGAAACCUUGUUGAGCUUUACGUUGGGAUUCAGUAUGGUGAGAAUGAUAUUUUCAACCCUGUUCAUGACGUUAACACUGGAAAGAAGUUUGAAAUGGAGAAAUUAA